AUGCGUGGGCUGCACAAGGGCGGGCAGAUGGGUGGGCUGCACAAGGGCAGAGGGAUGGGUGGGCUGCACAAGGGCAGGCGGAUGGGUGGACUGCACAAGGGCAGAGGGAUGGGUGGGCUGCACAAGGGCAGAGGGAUGGGUGGGCUGCACAAGGGCAGGCGGAUGGGUGGACUGCACAAGGGCGGGCAGAUGGGUGGGCUGCACAAGGGCAGGCAGAUGGGUGGGCUGCACAAGGGCAGAGGGAUGGGUGGACUGCACAAGGGCAGAGGGAUGGGUGGGCUGCACAAGGGCAGAGAGAUGGGUUGGCUGCACAAGGGCAGGCAGAUGGGUGGGCUGCACAAGGGCAGAGGGAUGGGUGGGCUGCACAAGGGCAGGCAGAUGGGUGGGCUGCACAAGGGCAGAGGAGUGGUGGACUGCACAAGGGCGGGCAGAUGGGUGGGCUGCACAAGGGCAGAGGGAUGGGUGGGCUGCACAAGGGCGGGCGGAUGGGUGGACUGCACAAGGGCAGAGGGAUGGGUGGGCUGCACAUGGGCAGGCGGACUGGUGGACUGCACAAGGGCGGGCAGAUGGGUGGACUGCACAAGGGCAGAGGGAUGGGUGGGCUGCACAAGGGCGGGCAGAUGGGUGGGCCGCACAAGGGCAGAGGGAUGGGUGGACUGCACAUUAAUUGUUUGUGCUCUCUAA
Molecule: messenger RNA, 684 nt
Organism: Dreissena polymorpha
Lineage: Eukaryota; Metazoa; Mollusca; Bivalvia; Myida; Dreissenidae
Exons: 1
Coding region: 1-684 (227 amino acids)
Source: RefSeq, a predicted model, not a curated record